CGCGGUGUAGACUCGAGACUACAGAGAGGACAGAAGGAGGCUAGCUCUUACGCGUACGGGUUGUCUGCAAGCCUUGCGGACAAAAUGCAACUUUCCAAUAACCUAAACCUACGUAUAUAAUUAAAGAAAUUUGGAUAUAAUUACGUUUACCAAAUAUGAGCAUAGUCAGUUAAUUAUUGCAAAUACAUAAUAUUUUUAUUUGUGCAGUGAAUUUUUUAAAAGAUUACUUAUUAAAAAUGGAUGAGGCGUUCGCACAUCUCGAGGGAAAUAACUUAAGGAACAAUAAGAAAACCGAGAUCCCCCCGGAUGGCGGGUGGGGUUAUAUUGUUUGUAUCGGAGUCGGAUUUACUUUCAUGCUCGGCUUUGGGUCGUCUAACGCGUUCGGUAUUUUGUUCAACAAUUUUUUCCUUGAGCAGGAUGGAGCCAGCGGGCUUCCGCUUGUCAUAGGUGUUUAUAACGGAGCGUUAUCGAUUGCAGGGUUCCUGAGCGGAAUAGCCUUGAAGAAAUAUUCGUUUCGUCAAGUUGGUUUAGUUGGAGCUGGCCUGUUCGUUUUAGGGGAUAUAUUAACUAUAUUUGUUCAAAGAACUUAUCAACUGGUGUUUACGUUUGGAGUUAUACGAGGAGCAGGCUUCGGCGUGAUGAUACCAGUUAGUUUUACAGCAUUCAAUUGCUAUUUUACCAAAAAACGCACUGCAAUGAUGAGCGCCAAUCAAACAAUGAGUAGUAUGGCGUCCAUAACUUUUCCCAUUCUUGUGACAUACCUUCUGUCAGAGUACGGGUUCAGGUGGACCUUAGGCCUGGUCAUGGCGGUCGACUUACAUUUAAUAUUCGCCAUGAUUGUAAUGCAUCCUGUGGAAUGGCAUAUGAUCAAGACGGCUGACUGUCCUGAAAUAGAACUAUCAGCGACAUCCGAUGUUAAACGUUCUUCUAAAAUAAAAUGCAACAAAUCGGAGGCUUUUGAUGAAUCUGUUGUAAAAAUGUUACCAGGUGAAGACAAUGUCGUCGGAACUAAAUCUACUAGUCGUCAUGAGUCCAUACAAAAAAGCAUAAUCAAAGUAAUAUAUGAGAACGUCGAAUUGGACUUACUGAAGGAUCCCCGUUUUGUGAGCACUUUGAUCGGACUCGGGUUCGCCUUUGUUUCUGAUGUUACAUACUUAGCUAUGGAGCCAAUGUUGCUAUUUUCAUACGGAUACUCACAGAUGCAAGUCGCGACGUGUGUAAUGAUUGGGGCGAUUGCCGAUCUGGCGGCAAGAUUCUGCCUCGCAGUGUUUACAUAUUUUUAUAAUGUAGAUAGUAAAAAACUCUUCUUCGCCGGUACUUGUGUGACUAUGGUUCUACGAGUAGCUCUCGUAUCGUCUGACAAUCUGAACUUCGUGAUCGCGAUCACGGCCGUUUCUGGCCUGGUCAGGUGUUCAGUACAAGUCCUGUUUCCUUUGGUCUUGGUCAGCGCGGCGCCAGACCGUUUCCCGGCUGCUUUGGCGCUGCAUAUACUGUUUUCAGGAUUUUUAAUGUUGAUGGCUGAUCCGUUAAUAGGUGUUAUUUACGAAACAACGGGCAGUUAUAUCAAUUGUUUUCUAGCUAUGAGUUUCUGUUGUCUAGUUUGUAUCGUGCUUUGGACGGUAGAAUAUUUUGUUAGCCGUAAGCAUAGCUCCUAAACUUAUAUUAGGUAAUUGUUAUAGGCUAAGUCGGAUGGAUGUUCAAAUAUCGAAAUAAUUAUAAGCACAAUAGUCCAGACGAGUUACAUUAAUAGUGAGGUUGUUUAAACAUCGUAUUAUUAUAAUCGAUUCUUUCAUUUUGAUUAUUUUGUUUUUCUCUCGCGAGCGUCAGUCGCCAUCUUGAGAAUACGUAACUGCCAAUAUUUCAUAAGCAUUGUAUCAUUUUGGUAAUUAGAGCGCCCAGAAAUUAAAAUUUGGUUAACACUCCAUUACGUAGUGCAAAAAUAUCGCCACUAUUAGUGCAAAUAGUCGUAUCUUUCAGUAUUUUGUCUUUAUACAAUUGAUAUCUCAAAAGCACGUUAUAAAUGAGUUACGACGUAAAUAAUAGUGAGUAUGACAUGGAUAUUAAUUAUAUAAAAAUAAUUACGCUCUCCUGUAAACUACACAAUUUUGAGACACGACGUAAUUGUGAAAUUAAGACGAUAUUCUAAAUUAAAAAAAUCUUUUUAGGAUUUUUAAUUUUGUGUGAGUCUGUCGUUCUUAGAAUUCAAAAGACAUCAUAUCUUCAUCAAAAAACAUCAUUCCUCAUUCAAUCUAAGGAUCUGUAAACGGGGGUCAAGUUCACUAUUUUUAAUUAAUUUCGUAUCAUAGUAUUAUUUUUACUCUAUGACCACUUUACUUCACUUAUAAAAUUAAAAUAAAUAAUUAAUAAUAGAGAUAAGAUUAAAUUUUAAUUAGAUAUAUGUUUGUUUACAAAAGAUAUUAUGACUUUUAAACAUUUUUAGCCAAGUUUUAGCAAACAUAAAUGUUAACAUAAUUUUGUAUUUUUGUUGUUGAAACAAUUUAUUGUUCACUAAAAAUAUAUCAAAGCUUUAAUGAUAAAUAUAUAACUUAAGUUAUCUGAUUGUAACCUUGUUAUUUUAAGUUAAGUAACAAUAACUAAGUAAGCAAAAUUCACGUACAUCUCAUUUGUUUAAAAAAUCAUUCGUUUCGUUAUAUUUGAAAUUUGGAAAAAAAAUCACAAAAUAAUUUUAUUAUUUUUGUUAAAUUUAAAUAAAAAAGGCACAUUGUUUUUUAGACACUGACUAUGUUUUUAUUUCAAUAAUUACUUUUGUUUUAAUUAUUAACAAUGACGUCACUAGAAAUGUAUGUACGUUCAAUAAAUCUUUUCUUUUUUUAAAUUAAUAAAUGAAAAAGCUGAUUUAAUUCUGAGCGGUGAUUCAAAAACAGUCCGAGUGAGUGAAUGAAUAUUAAAAAGCUGGAUUAUUAUUUUAUUAUUAUUCUGGAUAUUUUAUCAUUCACUUUCUUUUAGUAAAUAUGUAGUUAAA
Molecule: messenger RNA, 2983 nt
Organism: Vanessa tameamea
Lineage: Eukaryota; Metazoa; Arthropoda; Insecta; Lepidoptera; Nymphalidae
Product: monocarboxylate transporter 13-like
Exons: 9
Coding region: 237-1655 (472 amino acids)
Biological process (GO): transmembrane transport
Cellular component (GO): membrane
Molecular function (GO): monocarboxylic acid transmembrane transporter activity
Source: RefSeq, a predicted model, not a curated record